Caenorhabditis auriculariae is the source of this 3755-nucleotide messenger RNA. The record is from the annotation of a GenBank genome assembly. Lineage: Eukaryota; Metazoa; Nematoda; Chromadorea; Rhabditida; Rhabditidae.
AUGACGUUGAAGAAAGAAGAGCUGACGGCGUUGCUCUGCGACCUGCUCAACAGCACAAGUGGCACCUCACCUUUGUCGACGGUCGUCUCCGAGGCCAAGCUCCUAACUCUGAUCGGUGCGAGGAGAACCUGAACAUCAUAUCAAUUAUUGUCAGAGGCCUCAAAGACGCUUCUGCUUCAGCAGAACUCGCUAGUCGAGAUCGAUCCGCCCGUUCGGAUUUGCGGCGACAUCCACGGCCAGUUUCCAGAUCUGCUCAGGCUCUUCGGAAGAGUUUCUUCUCGCUGCUCUGUUUAACUGCUUCUGAGCUUCAUUUUAGGGAGGUUUCCCACCUACGGCUAAUUAUCUUUUCCUUGGAGACUACGUUGAUCGCGGACGACAUAAUCUCGAAACAAUUAUACUUCUUAUUGCUUACAAAGUUUGAUAUCAAAACGGGCCUGAAAAGUCUGAGCUGCAGAUGAGGUUUCCCAAAAAUAUGUUCUUGCUGCGGGGCAACCACGAGUGCGAACACGUCAACCGUACCUAUGGAUUCUAUGAAGAGUGCCAAAAGCGUUAUACGAGCACCCGCAUCUACGAAGCUUUUCAGGUUUAAUUUUUUUUUUUGAUUUCGGAUCUGAAAACUCUGAAACAGGACAUGUUCAACGUGAUGCCAUUGGCAGGAUUGGUCGGCGAAAAAAUUCUUUGUAUGCACGGAGGUCUGUCCCCGGAACUCAGCAGCCUUGAGCAACUUCGUCAAAUUAAAAGGUUUAAUAGACCGCCUAAUUAGCGAAUUAAUCAACAUACGGAUGAGAUAUAAAACAGUCAGUUUUGGAGGAAAAUUUCCGAUUGGGAUAGAACUAUAAAAUGAAUGCCGCGAAAAUUUUCCUUGGCUUUUGGCUCCAUCUCUUGAACACCAUAACCAAAACUUCUCCGAAUUUGAUUGAAUUACAACUUCAGACCAACGACUGCCAUGCAAGCUUUAGAAGUGGAUCUUCUAUGGGCAGACCCCAUCAUCGGACUUUCUGGCUAUCAAGUAAAGUUAGAAUUCCAAAACUUUUUUCAAAAGAAACUCCAGCCAAGCAUGCGCGGUGCCGGCGUGGGUUUCGGUCAGGAUGCUGUUUCCAAAAUUUGUACCGACUUCAAUCUGGAUUUGGUAAGCGUUUCACAAAAAUGAGUCAUACAUAUGUCUUUUUUUUCAGAUUGCGCGAGCUCAUCAAGUUGUGCAAGAUGGUUAUGAAUUUUUCGCAGGCCGUAAAUUAGUGGUGAAAAACUUCUUUGUUUUUUUUUUGUCAAGUAGUCUCAGUAACCUCAUUUUUUCUUGAGUUUGACAUGAAAACACUUUAAAGAAAUUGAGAAUUUUUUUUUGAAUUUUUUGCAAUUUCUUGAGGCCUUUUUCACACGUUUUUCUUACAUUCGUAUAAUUACUUUUUCUCCAGACUCUUUUUUUCGGCUCCUCAUUACUGCGGUCAGUUUGACAACUGCGCUGCUUUCAUGAUUGUCGAUAUCAAUUUGCAGGUUGUUUCAUGGAAAUAAUUCAAGAAGUAUUUAGAUAUUGUUGAUGAGAGAAACUUUCGAAAUUAUUAAAUCUGGUAAUUUCAGUGCUCGUUUGAAAUAUUGCGUGCAACAACAGCCAAGCUGGAAACGAGAAAAAAACUUUGGCCAAGCCCGCCAAUUGAGAUCAUUUUUGAAUGGGCUGAUUUCAACUUUAUAAUGAAUUAGUUUCAUUUGAAAUGAAGAAUAAAGAUCGUACAUCUUUUUUUAUUUUAUUUUUUUGCCGUACAAUAAAAUUAAUUAUCCAGAAGUCUCUUUGAUUUGAGAGCUUCUUCGCAAAAAAGGGAAUUACGAACCUCAAAUAACGCUGGAGAAACAAUACUUUUUUUCAAAAUUCAUAUUCUAAAUCUCUUCCAGCUCAUGCACUUCCGAAAAGCUGGUUCAAUCUAUUCUUUUGUUUAAUUUUUAAGACACUUGGAAAGACCUUAACGAGCGACUUUCCCGGCCUAAGGCGACGACGUGUGUGAAAUGACCUUGAUGAGGCCGAAAAGCGGCAAAAAGAACACGCUUUUCCACGCGCACCCAUAACACACACACGUAGAAGGCUUUAGCGGGUUCGAGGCAGGUUUCGACGCUUUUUCCGCCUCUUACGUCUUUUCCGACGCCCAAUUAAUCUUUUUGCGCAAUCCGGCUGCAUUUUAACACUUUGAACCGAGGCGAGAGACCACCCAAAUUCGUGAAGGAGCAUCCAAAAGAGAAAUACUACAGUCUAGUUUUCACUAUUUAAAAAAAAGAAUCGUGCAAAACAAUGCUCAUCGGGCGCUUUGAGAUUUCCUUCGGCCGCUUCUAAUUACUUUACAUGAUUUUCUAGAUCAAGCGGUAAUUUUUGAGCUUGCUGAAGCAGUGAUCUUAAAGUCCUGAGGAGAUUUUUCGAAGGCUUGAGAUCAGAAGUUUAUCUACCGCUCGCCAGAAAAUAGAUCCCGAAGCUUAAAGGCAAUUUUUUCUGCGUUUUUUUAGAAGGCAGUGGUAACUACACCAUUUUUCUCACCUGGCACUUUUUUUUCUAGAAACAGUCUAGUCACUACGAAAGUCAAAAAAUGAGCAGAAGAGGAUGAAUAAAUUUUAAUUUGAAAUCUCAGUAGCUUUUUUUUUAAAUCCCAUCCGGUGAGACCCACCGUUUUUGUGAAGUUAAAAUGAAGAAAAGUUUAUUUUUUUUUCUCUAUUUUACUUCUACAAACUUUUGCAGGGAAGAUGAACGCAUAUCUUUUCUCUCUCAAUAAGGAAGAUGAAGUCGCGAGAAACCUUGAAAUGUUUUCUUAACAACUUCCGUUGCAGAUUUUUCAGACAGAUUUCCGUGCGAAUGCGUCGACGAUAUCACUAAAAUACAAAAGAUACAAGGUCGAAUAUUUUCAAGAUGAUAUCAGAUCGUUAGACCAAAGAGUAUCUACAGAUAAUUCAUGCCUUUCCUUGAAAACAAUUUUUCUCGAAAGUGACUGGAAUCUGUAGAUGGCGAAUUAUUAUUUAAAAAAACUAUGUUAGAUAAGCACUCGAAUUAAAUAAACUAUAAAAAAAGAAAAAUCUCGAAGAUGUUUUUUUUUCAAAAAAGUUUGUGAAAAACAUACGCGACGUUGCAAGCAGACGUUUCAAGUGCAAAAAGUGACCCGCAGCGUCGGCCUACAUCCAAGUUGAACAAAUCAUGACGCUUUCCAAUUCAAACUUAAUGUCUUCGGAACGGGAUGCUUCAUUGUAAAAAUUGUUCUCUGUAAAACGGGCCGACCGGCCGGUCGAUGGCCUCUUGCCGAUCCACUCAAUCGCCGCCCACAAUAUGUACCUCUUCAAAGGUGUAUAAAAGCCUGAAAGUUUAUCGUAUGGCAAGAAAUUCGUUUCUCACGAAUCUUCAACAUCAGGUACGGCUGUCUUUUUUAUUCAUUUGUUUCAACCUCGGGUUGUUGGUUCAGAAUGCGAGUUCUCGCCGUCGUCUUCGCCUUGGUCGCCGCCUCGUCGGCUUUCCUCUUCCCUAGCGCCGGAGGCGGCUGCGGAUGGUAUAUUCGAGUUUCACGACUCCUUCAAUAAGAUCUGCAUUUCAGCGGAGCUCCACCACCGCCACCAUGCGGCUGCGCUCCACCACCCCCACCGCCAGUCCCAGCCUGCGGCGGCGGAUGCGGUAAGCAGCCUUGGGACCAUCGGAAUUCAAAACAAAAAUUUUAGGUGGAGGCGGCGGCUACGCUGCUCCACCACCAGUCUACGCUGGUCCCCCAGCCGGAGGAUACGCCGUCGCCGGAAAAUAA